This is a messenger RNA of Arabidopsis thaliana (thale cress), 1521 nucleotides long. Its product is annotated as Chaperone DnaJ-domain superfamily protein. Lineage: Eukaryota; Viridiplantae; Streptophyta; Magnoliopsida; Brassicales; Brassicaceae. The record is from RefSeq and is marked reviewed. The transcript is spliced from 2 exons. Bases 133 to 1257 code for a protein of 374 amino acids.
GUUUAGGGCAUUCUGUUAUUCAAUCGCACAAUGUUGCUUGGUUAAGAAGUGGGUCUCCAUCAAAAACUGGGCUUUUACACUUAUUGAGACAAGGUGCAAAAUCGUUUGAAGGAUUCUUUGUUCAACAAAGAUAUGGAAUGCAACAAGGAGGAAGCUAUAAGAGCAAUGGAUAUUGCUAAGAGGAAAGUUGCAGAGAAUGAUUACAACGGGGCUAAGCUUUUUGCUAACAAGGCUCAGGAUUUGUAUCCGAAACUUGAUGGUUUAAGACAAGUGAUGAUGUUGAUCGAUGUGUAUAUCUCAGCAGGAAAUACAAUUAGUGGAGGAGAAUCUGAUUGGUAUGGAAUUCUUGGUGUUGAUCCUUUGGCUGAUGAGGAAGUAGUGAAGAAACAGUAUAAGAGGCUAGCUCUUUUGCUUCAUCCUGACAAGAACAAUUGUGAAGGCGCAGAGGGUGCGUUUAAGCUUGUGUUAGCUGCUUGGUGUUUGUUAUCUGAUAAGGUUAAGAGAAUUGCUUAUGAUCAGAAGAGGAAGUUGAACGAAGUUAAACCGAAAAGGAGUCGAAAGCAGAAACAACCUCCAAAGAAACCACCAAAUCAGCCGAAACAACAACCAAAUCAGCAGAAACAACCACCAGAUCAGCAGAAGCAGCCACCAAAUCAGCCUAGACAGCCACCAAACCAGCAGAAGCAACCACAAAACGAGCCGAAACAACCACCAAACCAGCCUAAACAACCACCAAAUCAAGCAAGUACUAAUGGUAGAGCUAGAAGCAAAAAGCCCACUUCCAAAGUUUCUAUCUUUUGGACAAUGUGCAACAAAUGCGAGACACAAUAUGAGUAUGUGAGGGUUUAUUAUCUUAACAAGACCGUACUUUGCCGAAAUUGCCGUGGGAAUUUUAAGGCAACUGAGAUAGAGAAAACACCAACUGAGAAGGAAAAAACACCAACUGAGAAAGAGGAAACACCACAAGCAACAAACAAGAACACAAAUGGUGCUUCGUCUUCUUGUGAUAGAGAUUCUUCACUAAAUGUUAAUUUUGAUUCUAGUUUUCGACGGGAUUCUUCUUUAUCAAGAAUGAGUUACUUUAACAGUGGAAAUGUGGCAAAUCAAGCAGAAGAAAGAGGGAAAAGAGAGGUAAGGGAGUCAGAAGAAGAAGCUGGUAGAGGAAUUGCAAACUCUGAUUUGAAAGUAGAAGAGAGAGUUUUUAAGAAGCUGAGGACAGAUAACUAUGCAGAGUCAAGUAGUGAAAUCAAGGUGUGAAGUAAGCUGAGGACAGAUAAUUAGAAGUUUAACAGUGAAGUAGGAACUAUGACAUUUAGAAGUUUAACAAUCAAUGAUUUUAUGAUUAUGAUAUUUGAAUAUUUUGCAUCUAGACUAGGAUCUUGUACAGUGGAACCAGGUUAGUUCUUCUUCCUGUCAUCUUCAAUGUUGAAUCUGAAAUGUCAAAGCUUUAUUUUAUUUUUGUUAACAAUGUGUGCUUUAACAACGUGAGUCAAAUUAAUCAAAGUGGGUUCACUUAAAUUG